AUGGACACCCUGUUGUCUCAACUGCCUUCAGUUGAUGACGUUCAAUACGCGAUUCAUCAUGUCUUCCUUCCCCCAAACUUGCCCCAAACCGGCGAUAACCCGCAAGCUACGGCACAUGAGACGGCACUCUUGACAACAGUUACUGACUCUCUUCAACGUUUCGGCUCCUACGCCGACUCUGGUGUUAAGAUUGUCAUUGAUACCUGCCAGCACGCAAUUCUCCGCCUACGUGACGUAAGGGAUGACCGUGGUAUGGUCAAUGAGGGAAAGCUUUUAGAGGUAUUCUGCGAUUUGGACCAGAAUGGCGGGUUUAUACCUAUUUACGUGAAAGAGCAGAAUGCUGCCAUUAUCGUGGGUCACAAAGAAGACUCAAUUACUUUCGAAUUUUUCGAGCUUUCUCCUCGGAAUGAAGAUGUCAUGAGCACGCAAGGUCGACUUCGCCGCUGCUUUCCCGCUUCCUCAGUCUCGAUGUCUAUGAAAACAUUCAGCGAGAAUAAAUGGAGUUCAACCCUUGCGCAUACAAUUGGAAAGAUGAGUCACCAGGGCGUGGCUGAAAUGAAAUCUAAGGUGAUGAAAGCGGGGGACACCCAUUUAGAAGACAGGGAUACCACAGAUCCUCGCAUAGUCACAGACUUCCUUGCCACUGUCCUGAGCGCUAUGGGUGAGACUGUUGAGGCUUCUCGCCUCUGGAAAAACACUCGCGAGGAGGUUCUGUGGCAAAAAGCGCCGCUGCCGUGGCGGCGAUCUCCAGUCUGGCUGCUGGCUCGAGUGGCACUCCAGACUUUCUUCUCCCGCCUUGCUCCAACCAAAAACCUUUACAAAGAGUUCAUGGCAUUUCUUUUAGCGGACAUUCUGAAAAAGGCAGCUGUCCAUGGGUUGCCUAGCGAUACACUUUACUGCAUGAUGGCAAAGAUUUCGAGGCGAUUACUGAAGCUCGACCAGGAAGUUAGCUAUCCCUGGCUCCUGUCUGUUGACCGUGUGUUGUCGCGUACGCGAUGCACUAUUGAGAAACGCUGGGAAGAAGUCAUGCGGCAAUCGGGUUCUUCCCUAGAACUGCAAUCCUUGUCUACGCUGGAUUUCGAACGUGGAACAUAUGCCUCUUACCCAGAAUUGGAUGAAUUCCUCCAGCAAAUCGACUCUCGACGAAAAAUCGGAAGUGAAUUAUCAUUUAAACCCCUAUGGAAAGCGACUAAACUGAACAAAAGUAUUAUGCCUUCUAUCCAAGGUACACAAUCGCAUGAACGUACACCCUUUGAUCUAUUCACAUUCGAGAAUUGGGUUGCAUCCUGUUUGGAAUCAUGGGUAGAAACCAACAGUGCCGAGGAAGAGACUUGCGAAAAAUUGUCCACUGCCAUGCGAUCCUAUCACAGGACCGCAUCUCGGCAAUACUCAGACAACCCCGAAGGACUUUCCGUCAUGCUAUUAACAAUUCUGGAAAUGUGGGUUUCAUGCGAUAAGACUGCCUGUAGACACCACUCGUUGCUAUCCGACUACGACCCCGAAGUUCCGCACCAGCUCCUUCAAUCUCUCGUCCUACCAUUCAAGGAGCAGAUGGAGAGGUUAAGCCGCAUCGAGACAUAUGUCCAAGCUCGUCAUAAUGCCGCAAUUCCUAGAUAUCCUUCCAUCUAUUCUUCAUUUGGAGACCGGAAAUCUUUCCCAGUCAGGUAUUUUGAAACCUCGACGGAUCAUCAAUAUCUGUUGAAGCAAAUCGAAAGUCAGGCUAAUCUGGAGAGAGAAGAAAAGAUACAUGAAUUUCUUAGACUGAAGGCAGAAUACAAGCGUCUGAUGGCUCUAUCCAACCGGCUUGAUUGUGAGUAUGAAGAGCGUGUAGAUCCCUGGACUGGAGCCCAGAUUUCAAAACAUAGGCACGACUGCAAAAAGUGUACCCAUCGGAACUCUGCGAAUUCAUUGACUAUCCAGGUCCACGAAUGGCCGCUUCCCCGUAACAUCCCGAAGGCACAGUCUACCGUAUUCGAGCUACAAGUCCCCAAAGUCUUUAACGACUGGAGGAAUGGGACAGCUUAUCUUCUAGCUGACGUCCUGAAAUCAGCCUACGAUGGGUCUAAGAAACAAGACCUUGAACAAACUCUGAAAGAAUAUUUGCCCUCCUACUACGAAGCUUGCGAUCGUCGCAUAACCCUUGUUUCGAUCACCAAGCCAAACGUAGUAACUCAUAGACGAGAUAAAUCAAUAGCCACUUCAACAGAGGAGCAAGUACUGGUCGAGGACGGGAUGACUUAUCGAUAUUAUGAUCAAGAAAAGCAUGCCUUUGUAUCGAGGUUCAAAAUCACAGACGAUAUACCGCUCAUGUGCACUUAUCAGCUCUCGGGCCAGUGCACUAGCCUCCAGAAAUUUAUGUUUCGGCCAUUCAAUAAACCGAAUGGAAUGUCACCAAAUGAUGUCAUCGCCGAUCAAGCAUACUGCCCGGGCCACCUGUCCAUCGAGGAGUUCAAGGCCAUGGCAACCUUACCUGUGGGGUUCCGCAUUCAAUGGUCGAAUAUCCUCACAAAUCUUUAUAUCUCAACCGUGGAUUUUAAGAAAGCCGACACUGCUCUUCUCAUUCGUCAGAUUGCCUAUCAAGCGGGGCCACCACUGGACACGAUGACCUACAGAGCCAGUCACCACCAGCUCCAGGACAAAGGUUUUGCUGAAAGACUUCUACGAGGUCUUUCUCUUGCACUCGAUAGGAUUAGAGGGAAUUGGGAAUCCUAUCAUGCGAUGGGUUGCUUCAUAGCUCUUGCUGCUAGGAUUCUCACUCUCGCUCCCUCAUCGGUUAUAUCAUCAGAGGCUCUUAAUUUCCUCCGUACAUGCCGUAGAAUCACUCUAGAGUGGGUUUACAUUCUUCAGAAGAAGACCUACAAUUUGGAAGAUGUCCAACAACGAAUGGAGUUUAUCCUGAGGACAUUCCAAGUUGCCCACGUCUGCGUCAGCUCAUUCGAUGUCGAUGAACACCAUCUGAGCGACCUCCUUGCAGAUUCUUCAGAGGCUGCCGUCCUAGUCGAGUGUUCGAUUGUCAUACAAACUACCAUGCACAGCGCGCUACAGCCUGAAGAUCGCUUCCACUGCAACUUAACCCAUCGGUGGAGACAUCUUCUCUAUAAAUCCCGACCCAUUCUCCUUAGAGAGAUUGUGCAAUAUCGGAGCACAUGCCUAGAUCUUGCUAUUCGAAGGAGUUGGCCGGCAUACGAUGAGGGCGAGAUAUGGAAACCGAUUUCAACCAACGAGGAUGAUUGGAUAACGACUUGCGUAACUGGAGGAAAGGUGUAUUUCAACCUUUUGACGGCUGAGUUACUAGUGAACGGCUUCCCCUUGUCUCGUCUCCCAGCCAAGUAUGAGAGAGCCCCAAUUUAUAAGACCCUCUUUGGCAGAAUUGCAAUAGAGGUGAUGCCAACCAACAUUCCAGGCAUGCAGUUCUCGUCUAAGAAGACUCAUCACGGAUAUACGCUCUUUUUCGGGACGAGUAAUUCAGACCCGAACGAACUCCUCCUGUCAGCACGCAAAGAUAGAGAAAUGUUCGAUCUUGUUCCAUCAAAGGUCUUUGAGAACCUCUUACCAGACUACUUUGUCAACAACUAUGCACAUUGGUAUAGCCGAAAAACUCGCAUGAUCGAGUUUCGGCAGAAGUGUAGCCCUUGGGUCUCUUCACCAACACAUUGGACAUUGCGAAAUAGUGGAACUUCUUGGAAACUUUGGAAGGAGGAUCAGUUGGUUGUUAGCCCUAGAAGCAACACUGCAAAAUUUUUGCAUGAAUUCUUGAGGCCGCUUGAGAGUGAACUUUAUAUCCACCUCAUUUUCAAUCCUCGUCAGUCCGAAGUCGACAUCGAGAUGCCAAGGCUUCAACUUAGAUUCUUCUUACAAUCCGGUUCUGUUAAGCUUUACUCUCGACAAUUCCGAGGCAUGCAUGUGGACGCGAGCCAAAGCAUCGGAACGUUAGUGGGGCUGAAGAGUAAGCUAGUCCUCAGAGACGAUCGGGGGCGCCAGAAGAUCCUCAUACCAGAUGGCCAAGUUUCUUGGUUUGCAUACGAGGGGCAUGUUCAAGUCGACAUUGAAUACGGAACCUCAACUCGGGUUCACCAGUAUGAAGUCGACGCCAAGCUAGGGUGCCUAGUUGACAAUGGGAAUCUGCAGAGCAAAAUGAGACUUUGCUACAUCCAUGCACUCACUUCAUACUGUCUACCUGAUAAACUGACCAAAAAGACUGGUACAGAGGAGUCUCUGUCAAUCCUCCAAUCGGCUGCAUGUCUGUCCUUUGAAUGCCUCUGCCAGGACAAUCUUGACAUCCUUGAAAGUAUCGCCAAACUUUCUCCAGGAAGAGCAUACUACCCGAAGCAUAUACGUGUCAUGGAAACCAUUACUUGGAAUAGCGAUCUGAGCUUUCUCUCCCAGCAUGGCAGUUUCUACACUUCUGUGAAGUCAAUCCUAGAGAAAUCAGAAUCUACCAAGUUCUUUUACCCCGGGGCGUAUAUUCAACCUCCCAAGCUUGGUCAUGUUGAUAUUCUGUUGGGGAAACGCCAGAGUAUUAGAGGGUCCACCUUUCAUGUGUCCGGAUUCGGUGCUGAGGAUCAUACUGAUGAGCACGACCAAACUUACCAGGAGCGCGACCAAUUACCCCAUUCGAAGAGAUCAAUUCGAGUAUUCGAGGUAUCGAGGAUGAUAUGUGAACAACGUCAAACCCUUUACCGAAAAAUCUGUCACGAUUUUGUGCCCCGGAUAUGGGCCCUCCUCGAUCCCAAUGACACGCAAGGUCCUAACGAGCUUCUCCCUGAUGGGUCAGUGGGGUAUGAUGCAAAAUGGUUAGGGGAAACACCACAUCUCCUCCAAAAAUACUGGUGUCGACUCCACCGUGGCCUGGGUGAUACCAUACCCCGGUUCAACAAGUUCCAGACUAUGAUGUGCCUCGCUGCUAUGGCCUACUCCAAAAGUGGUGAUUCACAGGCAAUCCAAACACUUGCGGCCUUUGCUAAUAUAUCUUCGGUGGGGCUAAUCAGUGUUCCCAAUGCUCGUUAUUUCCAGCUCAGCCAAGGUCGUAUCGCGCAGCUAAAUGUCCUCAAAGAUAUUGCUGGGCGGAAACAGAAUAUACAGAAGUUUACGAGCUGUCCAGAAGCUAGCCUCGAAUCUAGAUACGGAGAAACGCUCUCAGAGCUCGGUCAACGCCGCCGCCAAACUUUUCAGAAGAACCAGAACGCAUCCAUUGCCAGAUUUGCAAGUUCAAUCCAUAAUCAGUGGAUUCGCGAAAUUCUACUGACCCCGAGUGGCAACGAUAUUGAAACAUACAUCAAAGUACCAGUCGCAAUGGAAGACGUACGGUCAAAGUGGGGUCAGUGGCAUCUCAACCACCAAUUUUACUUGUAUUUAGGCAAGGUGGCCGCUUCUCUUCGACAGUGCACUGUCCAACCGAUUUCCGUAAAUCAGAGACAGGCUGGGACGGAACAAACCUCGCAUACAGGAAAUAGAAGGGUUUUCAUCAACGAGCAGGACAUUUUCCAGCAGAGUGUGCCCUCAUUGCCUAAACUUCAAAAUUCCGACCUCAACUUAUCUCAUUCAAAAGUUCUUGAAAGGAUAAAAGGUGACCGAGUGACUGCCCUUGUGGAUCGCCUGAAAGAGCAAGCUUCAAUGAAGCACGAACGAAACUAUGUGUACGACUUGCAAAAAAGCCUAGAGUCCCUAAAGGGUCGAAACCUUUUCUACUCGCUGACACAUCAUGGGGAUAGCCUUCUUGAACUCCUCCAGGAGAAUCUAUCCAAGUGCUGGACUAAUUUCGAGGCGAUCUACCUGUCCUUGGAAUCUGCUGUGUGUCUUCAUGGUCAGACCACUUCAACGACAUCGACCGCGGCCCAUAGACACAGCGAGCAGGUUGGAUCAAAAUUCAUGGCACCAAGGGUGUCUCCGAAAUUCUUCCUCAGUCAACUGGCUCGCCCGAAGUGGCAACAUCUCCCUUUGGAGUGGAAGAAGGCAAUCGUGGUCUAUGGCAUAGCGCUCACGAGCCUCCAACGAGCGGAACGAAUGCUUAACCUCUGCGGAAACGAACCCGAUCUCCUUAAGGAACUCCUUAACAUCGGUCACACGAAUUGGGAUCCACUAGACUACCCUGAAUCUUUGUUGCUCGAAGUUGAGAGCGGAAUAAUGAUUCGGGAAGUCCAAGAAGAAAUUGCCUCGCAGAUGAGGAGCCCACCAACGAAUUCCAACGCGGUCAUGCAACUAAAUAUGGGAGAAGGAAAAUCAUCCGUCAUUCUACCUAUGAUUGCUGCGUAUUUGGCAGACGGUGCGACCCUCGUUCGUGCUGUCGUUGCCAAGCCACAGGCGAAAGAACUCUUCCGGACGCUUGUGUGCAAGUUGGGGAGACUCCUCGGCCACCAGAUCUACCACAUGCCUUUCUCCCGGUCCCUGAGGCUGACAGCGGAUGGUGCCAGUGCUAUUGAGAGUCUCAUCAAAGAAUGCAUCGCGAAUCGAGGCAUCCUGCUUGUGCAGCCAGAGCACAUCCUUUCAUUCAAGCUGAUGGGAAUCGAAUGUUAUGAGUCUGGCCGAGAGAAUAUAGGUCGUGUGCUUAUGGACUUGCAGCAUUUCUUCAACUUGCAUUCUCGAGACAUUGUUGACGAAAGUGACGAGAAUUUUAGCGUCAAGUUCGAGUUGGUAUACACAAUGGGAAUACAGAGCGCUAUUGAACUCAGCCCAGAGCGCUGGGGUCUCGUACAACGACUUCUCACCAUUGUCGGUAGGAAAACCCCCUUGAUACGUAAGAUACUCCCAGAGUCAAUUGAGGUUACCCAUAGCCGCCAGGGGUGCUUUCCUAGAACGCGCCUUUUGCGUCAGGACGCCCACGCUAUGCUUCUGAAGGAGGUUGCUCAAGAAAUAUGCGAAACUGGGUUUCCAGGAUUCCCGAUCGCGAGACAGCCCACUAAAGUUAGACAAUCAGUACUAGUCUAUAUAUCUGAGCCACAUCUCUCAUCUCACCAGAUAUCCUCAGUUGAAGGUAAUCCCGCCUUUUUUACCGAGUCUAUUAAAGGUCCUUUGCUCCUCCUUAGAGGUUUGAUCGCGGAGGGAGUCUUAGGGUUUACGUUGGGCCAUAAGCGAUGGCGAGUCAACUACGGUCUUGACCCAAGCCGACUCCCAAAGACUAGACUUGCUCUUCCUUUCCGAGCAAAAGACAACCCGAAAGAUAGGUCGGAAUUCAGCCAUCCUGAAGUUUUGAUCGUAUUGACUUGUCUGUGCUACUAUUAUGGCGGUCUGUCAGACGAAGAUCUCUUUUUGGCCUUCGAUCACCUCAUGAAAUCUGAUCAGGCUGAUAUCGAAUAUCAUGAGUGGGUGAAAGAUGCACCGGAAUCCUUAGACCCCUCAUUCCAUCGCUUGGUCGGAAUCAACAUGAAAGACCGGUCCCAGGCGUCUAAUCUGAUUUUCCCCCACCUUCGCUUUGCAAAGGGUGCCGUAGAUUACUUCUUAGCCCACAUUGUCUUUCCCAAGGAAGUGAAAGAGUUUCCACAGAAGCUCUCUGCCUCAGGAUGGGAUCUCGGACAACAAAAAGUGCACCCAACUACGGGUUUUAGCGGUACCAACGACUCUCGCCAUCUGCUGCCUCUCGAUGUUAAGCAUCUGGACCUUGAGGGGCAAUGCCACACAAAUGCCUUAGUCUUGGAGCAUCUCCUUCAGCCAGAGAAUACGGUCCAAUAUCUGCUACAGCAGAAGGAUGCUGGCUGCUCAGAUGCAGAGACACUGUUGCAGCACGUAAUUUAUAUGGAUCCACCCGUUUAUGUGAUCCUUGAUGUCGGAGCGCAAAUCCUCGAACUCACCAACAUCCAGGUUGCACGUGAAUGGUUGGAUGUGGUGCCCAUAGAGCACCAGAAGGAAGCUGUCGUGUUCUUCAAUGAUGAUGACGAAAUUUGCGUCAUCAAUCGGAAGGGCCAUGUAGAACAAUUGCAGACAUCUUCAUACUCUGAACACCUCGAUGUUUGUCUGGUGUUCCUUGACGAGGCCCAUACUAGAGGCACCGACUUGAAGCUCCCCAAAGAUUACAGAGCGGCUGUCACCUUAGGCGCAAACCUGACAAAGGAUAGACUAGUUCAGGGCAAAAUGCGUAAGCUCGGGAAUGGCCAGUCGGUUGUCUUCUGCAUUCCCGAGGAAAUCCGGUCCAAGAUCUAUACGAUGAAAGGUAUCUCAAAGAAAGCCGACAUCGAUGUGUCUGACGUCUUGAUGUGGGCAAUUUCAGAGACCUACACGGACCUUCGUCGGAACAUGCCACUGUGGGCUGUACAAGGAGACAGAUUCCAGCAACAAAGAGCAAUUUGGGACGACAUAACAAGUUCCACAGGAAUUAAAAUGUCCCCACAACAGGCUGAGAAGUUUAUGGAAGAGGAAGCUCAGAGUUUGGAAUACCGAUACAAGCCUACUUCUAACACCGCACAAGACCGACCCCACCUCUUCUCAGAUGCUCAGGGAAACCGCAGUGUUGCCGCCAUGCUGGAGCGCUGCGAAGAGUUUGACAUAGCUCACUUCAGGUCUUCGGCACUACAGGAAGAACAGGAACGAGAGCUGUCUCCGGAAAUUGAACAGGAGCGACAAGUUGAGAGGCCUGACCCUGCGGAACCCGAAGAGCACCACCUAGAUCAGCAUGUUAAAGAGUUUGUCACAACAGGCCGAAUACCACCAAGGUCUCUAGUCUUCAUCCCAGCAUUUCAGACACUUGGAAACACUAGGGCAGCAUCGUAUCUCGAUGUGACCCAACUGCCAGGUAGCGUCUUCACGACUGCCGACUUUGCGCGAACGGUGAAGCUCAGAGGAAGAAGUGUAUAUGCCGACUCCUAUCAACGGCCCGUCCAAUGGAUCGUGACUAGCACUGUCAAUAAGAGCCUCGUUAUCAUCAGCCCGUACGAAGCUCAGGAAUUAAUGUCACAGUUCAAGGAGUCUAGAUCCGUCUGCCUACAUCUCUACGCACCACAGCAGAAUCUCGCCUUCCCAGCCCUGGACAGUCUCCUUCUCUACACCGUCCCGCCGCUCAACCCUAACUGGAAAUUACCCUCCCGCCAGAGGUUAGAACUUAACCUAUUUGCUGGUCAGUUGUUCCUCGGCUCAUUCGCAGACUAUAAGACAACCUGCGACAUGCUGCAGCUCGCGUGGAAGCCAACGGAGGAAGGAGGAAUAGAAGCGGACGGAUUUAUUGCCCCGAAGCUCAGUAAUGCGGCGGUUGUGUUGAAAAAGAGUCCAGUUAUGUUUUUGAAGGUUCUUCUUACCCGAAUUCGUCGAGACUGCAAAGAAAUUGGGAAGACUCACUGGGGAAAGAUUCUUGGAGGAGAGAUUAUGAAGGAAGAGGACUUCGAGGAUCGGGAGAACGGGGUUGAAGAUGUAGUGUAGCUCUCGUUCGAUCGGGCCGGUCUUGGCUAGGAUAAAUAAAGAUAUCGAUGACCUCACGGCUAGUUGAGG
This is a messenger RNA of Lindgomyces ingoldianus, 9411 nucleotides long. RefSeq lists its product as uncharacterized. Lineage: Eukaryota; Fungi; Ascomycota; Dothideomycetes; Pleosporales; Lindgomycetaceae. The transcript has 3 exons. The record is from RefSeq and is a predicted model, not a curated record. The coding region runs from base 1 to 9342 and encodes 3113 amino acids.